Molecule: messenger RNA, 3188 nt
Organism: Malurus melanocephalus (red-backed fairy wren)
Lineage: Eukaryota; Metazoa; Chordata; Aves; Passeriformes; Maluridae
Gene: HK3
Product: hexokinase 3
Exons: 19
Coding region: 95-3169 (1024 amino acids)
Biological process (GO): intracellular glucose homeostasis; glucose 6-phosphate metabolic process; glycolytic process
Cellular component (GO): mitochondrion; cytosol
Molecular function (GO): glucokinase activity; fructokinase activity; ATP binding
Source: RefSeq, a predicted model, not a curated record
GCGGCCCCCGCCCGCUCCACACACCGGCCCCGGCGGCUCCGUACAUCGGCCGCGGCCCCCGCCCGCUCCACACAUCGGCCCCGGCCCCUCUGCCAUGGGCAGUCGCGGCACCCGGCCCAAAUCGCAAGCCAGUCGGUUAGCCGGGCCGGACAGAGCAGAACAGAGGGGCCAGGAGGAGGGGCGCGGCCGGUAUGUGGRCCAGUGGUGGGGAGCCUCUUCUUCCAAUGCCCCUAUGCUCGGCCCUAUGACUGUGAUGGGCCAGAGCUGCCUCCUCCACGACCGCAGAGGCAGCGUGAAGAUAAUGCAGAAGGAUGAAAAUAUGGACCCCUCAUGGAGCAUGGAAGUAGACACCAGGAUGUCAGCGGAGCAGCUGCGGGGCCAAGACCAUCAUAGUUCUACCACCACACCGAUACAACGAGCCCUGCGAUCACUCAGCGUCCCUCUGGAGAGGCUGCAUAUUAUGAAGGGCCACAUGAUGCAGGACAUGUGCAAGGGKCUGAGCCUCCAGACACACWCACAGGCCAAAGUGCGGAUGCUGCCCACCUACAUCUGCUCCACUCCCAACGGCACUGAGAAGGGCARCUUUCUGGUGGUGGAGCUGUGCCAGACCCAGGUCCGGACCCUGCUGGUGACCCUCUAUGGAGAUGGCAACAUGAGUCCCCAAAUGAUGUACAAGAUCUUCGACUUGCCAGAGGGCAUCAGGGAGGGCGAGGGGGAAGCGCUCUUUGACUUCAUUGCACAAUGCGUGACCCAGUUCCUGGCGGAGACCACCAGCCCUGAGACCAAUGGCUCUGAGGGACGCCUUCCCCUGGCCUUUGUCUUCCCCUUCACCUGCCAGCAGACGCAGCUGAACAAGGCAGAACUCAUCUCCUGGUCCAAGGGCUACAGCUGCAGUGGCGUGGUGGGGAAGGACGUUGUGCAGCUCCUGCAGGCGGCCAUCAAUAAGCAGACAAUGGGGGSGGGGAGCAAUGAAGAGGGUGGCCGGUGGUGGAGGGGCUGGAGACCCUCUACUCCUGACCAGUCGUCCUCCUCCCACAUUGAAGUUGUUGCCUUGAUUAAUGACACUGUGGGCACCAUGAUGACCUGCAGCACGGAGGGGAGACCCUGUGAGGUUGCCGUGAUCGCGGAUAAGGGCUCCAACUGUUGCUUCAUGGCCGAGGCRUACCUGGUGGAGACGGCAGAAGAGACCAGCGGGCGGAUGUGUGUCAACACUGAGUGGGGCUGCUUUGGGGACGAUGGCUCCUUGAAUGACAUCAUCACACCCUACGACGAAAGCGUGGAUGAGGAAUCUUCCAAUCCUGGGGAGAAGAGGUUUGAGAAGCUGGUGGGCACCUUGUACCUGGGGGAGAUUGCCCGGCAYGCACUCAUCGGCCUGACCGCUGAGAAAGCUCUCUUCACUGGGACCGAUGCUUCUGUCCUGAAGGAGAAGGGAGUCUUCACAACCCAGCACAUUCUGGACAUCAUCAACAACGAGGACAGCACAACCGAAGUGAGGAGGGUUCUGGAGGGUCUGGGGCUGCAGCCAAGCGAGCGGGACUGCGGCCGGGUGCAGCAGAUCUGCCGGGCGGUGGUGGGCCGUGCUGCCACGCUCCACGCCACCGGGCUGGCUGCCAUCCUCAGCUACAUGUGCCAAACACGGGAGAUGGAGCAGCUGAUGGUCAACGUGGGCAUGGAAGGAGAAUUGUACGAGGGCUACCACAGGUUUGAGGAGAUCCUGCUGAGUGUGGCAAGGCUACUGUCCCCCGAGUGCAUACCCACCAUCGUGCCCUCAAGAGAUGGCUCUGGACGGGGGGCAGCCAUGGUGACAGCAGUGGCCUUGCGCUUAGCAGCCCAGCGCCAAGAAGUGAACGAGUUGCUGGCCCCGCUACGGCUCACCCUCCCCGACCUGGAAAAAGUCCAGGCACUGAUGAGGCAGGAGAUGGAGCGGGGCCUGGGUAAGGCAACMCAUGCCAGUGCCUCUGUCCGCAUGCUGCCCUCCUACGUUUGUAACACACCUGAUGGCACUGAGCGAGGAGACUUUCUGGCGCUGGACCUAGGGGGGACCAAUUUCCGCGUGCUGCUGGUGCGUGUGACAGAGGAGGGCAUCAGCAUGGCCAGCGAGAUCUACGUCAUCCCACCUCCCAUCAUGCAGGGCACUGGCGAGGCGCUCUUUGACCAUAUCGUGGAGUGCAUCAUGGACUUCCAGAGGAAGCAGAACAUGAUGCUGCAGCUGCUGCCUCUUGGCUUCACCUUCUCGUUCCCCUGCCAGCAAGUGGGCCUGGAUAAGGCAUUGCUGCUGACCUGGACCAAAGGCUUCAGUGCCUCAGACUGCGUGGGAAAGGACGUUGUCCUUCUGCUGAGGCAGGCUGCUGAGCGCAAACAGCACACAGCUCUGAAGGUGGUGGCUCUGGUCAACGACACAGUGGGAACCAUGAUGUCCUGUGGUUAUGAUGACCCCAAAUGUGAAAUUGGCCUCAUCGUGGGAACAGGGACCAACGCCUGUUACAUGGAGGAGAUGAAGAAYGUGGGCACUGUGGAGGGCGACCAGGGCCGCAUGUGCAUCAACAUGGAGUGGGGGGCCUUUGGGGACAACGGCUGCCUAGACCAUAUCUUCACCCAGUUUGACAAGCUGGUGGAUGAGAGCACCAUCAACCCGGGCAAGCAGAGGUUUGAGAAGCUCGUCAGUGGCAUGUACCUGGGUGAGAUCGUGCGUCAGAUCCUGCUCGAAAUGACACAGAGACAGCUCUUGUUCCAAGGCAGACAUUGCACCACACUCCAGACMAAGAACAUCUUCCAGACCAAGUUCCUCUCUACCAUCGAGCUCAAUGGGCUCGCCCUGCGGCAGAUACGGGCCAUCCUGCAGGAACUGGAGCUCGAUGCCAGCUUUGAGGACAGCGUGCUGCUGCGGGAGGUGUGCCAGGCUGUUUCCCUGCGGGCAGCCCAGCUCUGUGCUGCGGGCUUGGCUGCUGUGGUGGAGAAGAUGCGGGAGAACCGGGGACUGGACACCAUGUCUGUCACCGUCGGGGUGGAUGGCACCUUGUACAAGCUGCACCCAUGCUUCUCCCAAAACCUCCAGAAGACACUGAAGGAGCUGGCACCCAACUGCAAUGUCACCUUCCUGCUGUCGGAGGACGGCUCGGGGAAAGGGGCCGCACUCGUGGCAGCCGUGGCCACUCGCACUGGGCCAUAGCCAUCACCCCAAUAAAGCU